AUGGACAAACUGACAGAGGACGUGAAACAGCUGAUCUACAUGAACAAGGGAGUUGAGGACCAACUUCAACUGAUCGAUCACCUGCGGCAGCUUGGGGUGGCGUAUCACUUUAAGGAGGAUAUUAAGGAUGCUUUAUGGACUAUAUACGGUUCCAUGGAAGACGUGAACAUGUUGCUGAAGGAUAAUCUUCAAGCCACGGCUCUUAUGUUCAGGCUUCUCAGAGAACAUGGGUUUGCUGUUUCUGAAGGUGUAUUCUACCGAUUUAUGGAUGAGAAGGGAAACUUGAAAGCCAUCCUUCGCCACCAGACUGAAGAAUUGGUGAGCUUGUACGAGGCUUCCCAUCUUGCAAAGGAAGGAGAGCACGUGCUGGAAGAAGCUACGAACUUCACAACUAAACAGCUCAAGAGCCUCAUGGAUGGAUCACUUGAGCCUCAUCUCAGGGAGCACGCACAUCAGGUCUUUGAUAAUUGA
Messenger RNA from Musa acuminata AAA Group (dessert banana), 471 nucleotides. Its product is annotated as monoterpene synthase 7, chloroplastic-like. Gene Ontology annotation, molecular function: terpene synthase activity. Bases 1 to 471 code for a protein of 156 amino acids. The transcript is spliced from 2 exons. The record is from RefSeq and is a predicted model, not a curated record. Lineage: Eukaryota; Viridiplantae; Streptophyta; Magnoliopsida; Zingiberales; Musaceae.